Molecule: messenger RNA, 3918 nt
Organism: Linderina pennispora
Lineage: Eukaryota; Fungi; Kickxellomycota; Kickxellomycetes; Kickxellales; Kickxellaceae
Exons: 13
Coding region: 1-3918 (1305 amino acids)
Biological process (GO): positive regulation of transcription by RNA polymerase II
Cellular component (GO): nucleus
Molecular function (GO): ATP binding; DNA binding; ATP-dependent chromatin remodeler activity
Source: RefSeq, a predicted model, not a curated record
AUGGCCAAGCUCAUGGCAUUUAUUCGCCAGCUGGCUGCUCAGCAGCAACAGUUCCAACAGCAACUACAACAGCAGCAGCAGCAACCAACACCUGGGUCCGCAACACCUGUCAAAACAGAGCCAACGUUGCCUACAGUUACGAAUGGAAGCACCACCAAUGGAUCACAGUCAUCGGAGACAGUCACGGCGGUAGUGUCAGCAGAGCAGUCACAGCAGACCAAGGAGCCUGCAGUCCCGCCACCGCAGUUUUCACAGGCCGAUAUCGCCACACUGCGCAAACAGAUCCAUGCGUUCAGGCUUGUUUCAAAGAACCAGCCCCUGCCGCCGCAGCUGCGCCAGGAGCUCGGCUCCUUGACACGCCUCCAGAGGGACUCGAUAGCGUUGCCGGCGGUGUUGUCAGCUCAGUGCACUCGAAUCUUAAAGCUAACGGAACGAAUGUCUCAGGCUUCAAGGUCGAGCUCCUACUGCCGCCCUUGCCCCAGCCGAAUAAACUUUGUCUCGCCGCACCAGCUCCUCAAGGAGAAGCUUCACGGCGGAGAGCAGGCUGCUCAGCUGCAGCGGCUUCUGGUUCCCAGCAUCACGCCCAUUGGCAUUGAUGUGCGAGCAAUGGCCCAGGAACGCGAGCGCAGACGCGAUGCGCGCAUCGAGUACCGGAUCAAGGAGCUGUCGGAGAUGCCUGCCAACAUCAGCGACGACCGCAUCGACAUUGCCCAGGAGGGCGGUCUGUUUAUGCGGCCGGGCCUGAUCACCAAUGCCGAGUCGAGUGCUCGGUUAAAAUCAAUCAUUGAACUCAAGGCGCUAGGCCUGCGGCACAAGCAGCGUGAGCUCCGGGCCGAGGUCGUCCGCGGAAUCACUCGUGCCUCGCAGCUUGGUGUGGCCGGCGAUCGCACAGCACUGCGUCGCAUGAAGAAGCAGUCGCAGCGCGAAGCCCGGCUGACCGAAAAGAUGGAGCGGCAGCAGAGGCAGGAGCGCGAGCGCCGCGAGGUCGACCAGCACCGGCAGCAGCUCUUGGCCAUGACCAACCAUGGCGCGAACCUUGUUGCGUGGCACAAGGGCCACCAGCAGCGCAUGUCAAAGCUCGGCCGAUCGAUCCUGACAUUCCACUCGCACGCAGAGCGCGAGGAGCAGAAGCGCAAGGAGCGCAUUGCCCGCGAGCGUAUCCAGGCUCUCAAGGCCGGUGACGAAGAGGCGUACCUGAAGCUCGUCGACAAGGAGAAGGACACGCGUAUCUCGCACCUGCUGGAGCAGACCGACCAGUUCCUCAGCUCGCUCAUCGACGCCGUGGGCCAGCAGAAGGCAUCGGAUGACGAUCCGGACGAUGCGCAGACCCGCGACUACUUUGCAGUCGCCCAUCGCGUCAAGGAGCCUAUCGUGGCACAGCCCUCCAUCCUGAUCGGCGGCCAGCUGAAGGACUACCAGCUGCGGGGACUGAACGGUAUCCUGGCUGACGAGAUGGGUCUCGGAAAGACCAUCCAGACCAUCUCGCUGGUGACAUACCUGAUUGAGAAGAAGCAGCAGGAUGGCCCGUUCCUGAUCAUUGUGCCGCUGUCGACCAUCACCAACUGGAUCCUCGAGUUUGCCAAGUGGGCGCCGUCGGUGUCAGUCAUUGGAUACAAGGGCAACCCCACACAGCGCCGCACGCUGCAGAACCAGAUCCGCCGUGGAGCCUUCCAGGCCAAGAUCAAGUGGAUCCACAUGAUUAUUGACGAGGGCCAUCGCCUGAAGAACACACAGUCGAAGCUGGCGACUAUUCUGACCACGUACUAUAACACGCGGUACCGCCUGAUUCUGACCGGAACGCCGCUGCAGAACAACCUGCCUGAGCUGUGGGCAUUGCUCAACUUUGUCCUGCCGCGCGUGUUUUCAUCGGUGCAGAGCUUUGACGAGUGGUUCAACACGCCGUUUGCCGGCGCUGGAGGACAGGACAAGAUCGAGCUGAACGAGGAAGAGCAGCUUCUGAUUAUCAAGCGUCUGCACAAGGUGCUGCGCCCAUUCCUGCUGCGCCGCAUGAAGAAGGACGUCGAGGUCGAUCUGCCCGACAAGGUCGAGCACGUCAUCAAGUGCAGCAUGUCGGCCGUGCAGUCGCGGCUGUACCACCAGAUGCGCAAGUUUGGCACGCUGUUCCCUGGCGUCAGCAUUGACAAGCCUGGCGCCUCAACAACUAUGAUCAUGCAGCUGCGCAAGAUCUGCAACCACCCGUUCGUCUACGACGAAGUGGAGGCGCGCAUCAACCCGACGCGCACCAACAACAACCUUGCUUUUGAGCUGCUGGACCGCGUGCUGGCCAAGCUGCUGGCUACCAACCACAAGGUGCUUAUCUUCUUCCAGAUGACCCAGAUCAUGACGAUCAUGGAGGACUUUUUGACCUGGCGCGGCAUCCGCUCGCUGCGUCUCGACGGUUCGACGUCUGACGAUGCGCGCCGUGAGCAGAUGCACACUACGCGUGCUGGUGGCCAGGGUCUCAAUCUGCAGACCGCCGAUACGGUCGUCAUCUUCGACUCUGACUGGAACCCGUCGGCGGAUAGCCAGGCUAUGGACCGUGCGCAUCGCAUUGGGCAGAAGAACGAGGUGCGUAUUCUGCGGCUGAUCACGACCAACUCUGUGGAAGAGAAGAUCCUGGCGCGUGCCGAGCCGGGAAAGUUUGACCAGAAGAGUACGGCUGAGGAGCGCGAACACUUUUUGCGGUCGCUGCUCAAGGCGGACGACAACAGCGAGGACAGUGAAGGCGAGGACGGAGCCAACACCGAUGAGGACCUCAACGAGCUGUUGGCCCGCAGUGACGAGGAACGGGUCAUCUUUGCUCGCAUGGACGAGGAGCGGCGGGCGCAAGAGAAGGACUGCCUGAGCGGCUGUUCACUGAUGCCGAACUGCCCUGAAGAGUACCGGCACGACUACGACCCAGAGCUGGAGCGGCAGCGCAAGGAAGAAGAGGCGGUCAAGGACAAGGCGCGCAACAGCAGGCGCGUGUACUACGACGACGGCCUGUCCGAGGAGCAGUGGCUCGAUGCGCUGGAAGACGACAAUAAGCGCGAGAAGGAGGAGCGCGCCCGCAAGCGCAAGGAGGAGAAGCUGCUACAGCAACACCUGCGCAGCAAGAUCGGCGACAUCGACAGCGUAUCUGUUGGCGACGACAACGAUGUGCCGUCCGAGGGAGCUAGCGAUACCGGCAGUGCCGCACGCAACCCUCGCAAGCGCGGCCGUCCUCGCCGUAGCGGCAGCGGCACCAGCACCAUGGCACAGACGCCCAGCGGCAGCGGCACAGCAAUCGACGAGACUGGCGACGUUGUGAUGGCCGAGUCAGGAGACGCGACACCCAGCUCCGGCGGCAGGAGUCGCAGCGGGCGCAAGCGGGCGAAGCUGGAUGACGAUGCCACUGGGUCCAGCACACCUGCCGGGGCAGCGACGCCGUCUGGGGGCAGUCGCAAGGGCCGGCGCAAGGGAGGUGCAGUCGAUCCUUUGGCGGCAGAGGAGCGUGCCCAACUCAACGGCGUCUUCGAAGCCUCGUUCAAGGCUGUGGAGGCGUGCAUCGACCCCGAAUACCAGCGUCGGCGCUGCGACCUGUUCCUGGAGGUGCCCAGCAAGCGGGACUACCCGGACUACUAUAUGAUCAUCCGCCACCCAAUUGCCAUGAAAAACAUCCGCAAGAAGGUCAGGUCGGCGCACUACCUGACAGUCGAGGACUUCCACAAGGACUGGAAGCUGAUGUUUGACAAUGCGCGCACAGAUGCGUGCGAGAUGCAGAAAGCGACUGGAGGACACGCUGGAGAAGAUGACCGGCCAGAACUACCACACGCCGAUCGGCACCCAGUCGCCGCUGCCUGCUGUGUUCAACCUGGCUCUUCAGCAGCAGCAAGCGCCACCGCUGGUGAACCAGGCGUCGCCAACAAUGUCGAGCCACGGCGGAUUCGCAACCCCUGA